Salvia miltiorrhiza (redroot sage) is the source of this 1454-nucleotide messenger RNA. Its product is annotated as gibberellin 2-beta-dioxygenase 6. Gene Ontology annotation, molecular function: dioxygenase activity. The record is from RefSeq and is a predicted model, not a curated record. The transcript has 3 exons. NCBI's taxonomy places the organism in Eukaryota, Viridiplantae, Streptophyta, Magnoliopsida, Lamiales, Lamiaceae. The coding region runs from base 199 to 1191 and encodes 330 amino acids.
UGAUACUUGAUGCUAUAAAGCACGAUCGAUUGCAACAACACCAUCCCCAAAACAGCAAAAGGGAAAAAGAAAAUAAAAAUAGUGAUAUUAUAAAUAGCGGCAACUUCGAUAGCAUGCACCUAUUCCCACAUUUCCUAAUUCCUAGUACCAAGCCAAAACUAUGUAAACAAAGGUGAGUAAAAUAGUCAUAAAAAAAGAAUGAGCUCUUCACACAAUUUCUCAUCCUACCCUCCCUUCUUCCGCCCAAACCAGCCCCAGCCCCAGGCUGUGGAAUUCGAUUCCGAUCCCCGCCCCAAAUCCUGCUCUCUUCCCAUCAUAGAUUUUGAGGCCUUGGAGGCGGCGCACCUGAGUCAGGUAUGCCGGGAAUGGGGCAUGUUCAGGUUGACCAACCACGGCGUCUCGUCGGAGCUGCUCACUCAGCUCCACAAUCAUGCCAACAAGCUCUUCUCCCACAAGUUUGAAUGGAAAAAGGGCAUUCCCACCACUCCUAUGCUCUACUUUUGGGGCAACCCUGCUCUCACCAUGUCUGGAAAUGCUCAACAAAAAGGCCCUCCUCCUGCAGACCGCCACAACUGGUUGGAAGGUUUCAAUGUUUCACUCACCAACAUUUCUCACUUCCAUUAUCAAGAUCCACUUCUUGAAUCUUUCAGGUGUUUACUAGAAGAAUAUGGCGCGCACCAAACAAGGCUGGCAAAGGCCAUAUUCAAGGGCAUGGCUGAAAACCUCGACUUCCCUCCACCAAAAUCAACAUCCUACCUAUCUCCGGCCACCGGAAUUAUACGCGUGUAUCGAUACCUCCGUUGCCCCGCGGCGGAGCGAAGAUGGGGCAUCCAUGAGCACACAGACAGCUCUGUGCUAUCCAUAAUUCAUCAAGAUCAAGUGGGAGGCCUCCAAGUUUUCAAGAACAAUCAAUGGCUGGAUGUGGAGCCCAUUCAUGACACCCUCAUUGUCAAUCUUGGAGACAUGAUGCAGGCCAUGAGCGACGAUGAAUACGUGAGCGUGACGCACAGAGUGAAGGUGAACAGGGUGAAGGAGAGGGUGUCGAUAGGGUAUUUCGUGUUCCCGGCUGAGGAUGGUGUCAUACACACCUCCAACUACAAGCCUUUCACUUAUGCCGAUUUCCAAGCCAAGAAUGAACUCGACCUCAAGACCCUCGGGGCCAAGAUUGGCCUUCCCAGAUUCAGGAAGUAACACUCAACCUCCCACGCCCUUAUUUCAACCUAUUUAUGUUCGUGUUCGUGUUCGUGCCCGUGCUUUGACCAAUAUGGGAAAAGGCCAAUUGGGGUGACAUUGGCUUCAAACUAAUGUUUUUUUCUUUUUAUUAUUAAAAAAAACACGUUUCUUUCUAUAUUCAUAGUUGAUAAUAGUUUCCUGGAAGGAAGUAGCAACUUUGGAAUAUUUGGGGUGUCCGGUGUCCCACAUCAAUGGCAUAAUAGAGCUUGUCUUUAGCCUAA